CACCAUGAAGUCAGGCGGCCUCCUCCUGCUGGCAGGGCUCCUGGUCCUCUGUGCCCAGCUCCAGCCUGUGUCUCCACAGAAGCCUGGACGCUGUCCUAUUAGGAAAGUAAUAAGACCUUGGCCCUGCAUUCAGCAAUGCAACAACGACUUUUGGUGCCACAGAACACUGAAGUGUUGCCGCUACGGCUGCCACAGAUUGUGCAUGACUCCCCGUUUCGGGAGGGCCGGAGACUACCCCUCACUAGCCACAGCCGGAGACUACCCCUCGCUAGCCACAGCUGGAGACUACCCCUCGCUAGCCACAGCUGGAGACUACCCCGUGGCACCCGCAGCCAAUGACUACCCCGUGGCACCCACAGCCAGAGAGUACCCCAUGGCACCCGCAACUGGAGAGUUUCCCGUGAUAGUUGCAGGGGCUGCAGGGAACUGCGGUCCUGGACGCAACAGCGGCCCUGAGUGCCAAACAGAGAAUAAGUGAUGCAGCAAAGGCUGCGGUGAGGUCUGCAUGGAUCACAGUCAAGGCCUUGCCCAUCACCUGGGAGCCUGUGCAUGACGGCACCACGGCCUUCUGCCCAACGCAAUGACGACCCCGAGGCCUCCAAGUUCCCAGACUCUGCUACGGGAUGAGACCUUCCACCAUCGCUUUUGCCGCCCCCAUUCCUGCUGCCAGCCCGGCUCUCCCAGCCCCGAGGUCUGCCUGGUGCAUGGGGCAUCCUCUGCCCAGGCCGGGCUCAGGCUCUGUGCUUUGCUUCCUCCCCUCUAAAUAAACAAGUCCUGCAUGAA
Molecule: messenger RNA, 783 nt
Organism: Alligator mississippiensis (American alligator)
Lineage: Eukaryota; Metazoa; Chordata; Crocodylia; Alligatoridae
Product: WAP four-disulfide core domain protein 2
Exons: 4
Coding region: 5-478 (157 amino acids)
Cellular component (GO): extracellular region
Molecular function (GO): peptidase inhibitor activity
Source: RefSeq, a predicted model, not a curated record